This is a messenger RNA of Gadus macrocephalus (Pacific cod), 4249 nucleotides long. RefSeq names its product TGF-beta activated kinase 1 (MAP3K7) binding protein 2 (gene tab2). The record is from RefSeq and is a predicted model, not a curated record. Gene Ontology annotation, biological process: positive regulation of protein kinase activity. The transcript is spliced from 7 exons. Lineage: Eukaryota; Metazoa; Chordata; Actinopteri; Gadiformes; Gadidae. The coding region runs from base 423 to 2759 and encodes 778 amino acids. Gene Ontology annotation, molecular function: K63-linked polyubiquitin modification-dependent protein binding; ubiquitin binding.
UAUCCACACCUCCUCCACUCGCGAUAGCUGCUCGCCUCAGAAGCCUCCAUAUUGUGAGACGGUAUUUUGUUUCUCCUGGAGGAGAAAAGAGGAGAAAAGAAGAAAAAAGCAGCGGAGUCGAGACGAUAGCGAGGCGCUGUCACAAGUAUCUCCGAGCCUCUCCACCGGCGGGGGGUCGUGGGGCUGUAUCCCCCCCAGUAGAGGACCGAGGAGGCCCAGGCCUCGGUGCGGCCAGAGCUCCGGGUCCGCGGCAGGGCUUCCCCCGCUCGGCUUCUCUUCCUGCUGGAGACCCGCUGGCCCGGGGAGCGGCGGCGGUAGGAGACGAUGAUGAUGCUGGAGGAGUGCUGUGUCCAGCGGUGACCCCUAGCUGACCCCACCGGCCCUGCCCCUGGAGCGAGCGGUCCUGCCCUGCCUCUAGACGAAUGGCCCAGGGAAGCCAGCAGAUAGACACUCAGGUUUUACACGAGCUGCGGCAGAAGUACCCGGAGGUCCCCGAGGGCGUGGUGUCCCAGUGCGCCCUGCAGCCGCUCUCUGUGUCCGUCCAGAACAACAACAACGUGGACGCCUGCUGCGCCUACCUGUCCCAGGUGAGCCCCGCCUACCUGUACAGCGAGGAGACCGAGAGCCUAUCGGACGCCAGCAUCUCCGGGCUCCGGAAGCACAUGACCAAGCUGAGCCUGGGUCUGACCACCCCGGCUCCCAGCGGCACCCCCCCGGGGCCCAGGAUGAACGGCAGCAGGACGCUGGCCCACAGCCUGGGGGACGGGCCCCUGCAGACCCCCGCCGCACCCGCCUCCGACUUCUACCAGCAGGAGGCGCAGGGGCCCCCCCGCCCGGCGGCGUACGGCUCGAUGGACGCCCCCCAGCGCAAGCCCCAGCCCCCGCAGCACCUGGGGCUGUACCCGGCCAAGGGGCCCCAGGGCGGCCCGCCCCCCCGCUUCAACCCCAUCACCGUCACCCUGGCCCCCAAGACGGGCCGCAACACCCCCACCUCGCUGCACAUCCACGGGGGGCCGCAGGCGGGCAUGGGCAGCCCCCAGGGCAACGCCAUCUACAUCCGGCCCUACGUCAGCCAGACGGGGGUCCACCGGGGCCCCCAGCCCGGCCCCGCCCGCGCCCAGUACAGCCCCACCUCCCAGCCCCCCCAGAUGUACCAGAUCAACCCCCACCCGCCCUGCCCGGCGGGGGCGUGGCCCGGCCUCCCCCACGCCUCCUCCUCGCAUACCUCGCAGCACCAGGGCCCCCACCAGGGCCCCCACCAGGGCCCCCACCAGGGCGCCCACCAGACCUCCCACGUCUACAUGCCCAUCAGCUCCCCCACCACCCCCCAGGCGCCCUCCUCCCUCCUGCAGGCCCCCGCCGGCCCCCAGCCGCCCCCCUCCUUCAGCCAGUACAACAUCCAGAACAUCUCCACCGGGCCCCGCAAGAACCAGAUCGAGAUCAAGCUGGAGUCGCCCCAGCGGAGCUCCAGCAGCGCCCUGCUGCGGGCCUCAGGCGGCCCGCGCUCCAGCGCCUCCUCCAACUCCUGCCCGGCCUCGUCCUCGUCCUCGGGCCCCUCCCACAGCGCGCCGCUGGCCAUCGGGGGGCUGAGCCGCAGCCAGCCCACCGUCUACAUCUCGGCCAGCCCCCCCGCCGCGCACCACCCGCCCUCCGCCCUCGGCGAGGACGGCCCCCCGAUGGCCGCGGCCGUGCCCCCCCCCCGCGGCGCCCCCAAGUUCUACAUCUCGGCCGGCGCGGAGGACGGCGGCGGCGGCCGCAACCCGCCCACGGUCUACAUCUCGGCCAACGCCCCCAUGCAGGGCUCGGGGUCGGGGGCGCGGGCCAUGGGGGGCGGGCUCAGCAUGGGCCCCGCCUACAUCCACCACCACCCGCCCAAGUCCCGCGUCGGGCACGCGGGGGGGGCGGCGGGGGGCGGGAUGGGGGCCUCGUCCCCCCGGGUGGUGGUCACCCAGCCCAACACCAAGUACACUUUCAAGAUCACGGUGUCGCCCAACAAGCCCCCCGCGGUCUCCCCCGGCGUGGUGUCCCCCACCUUCGAGACGGCCAACCUGCUGCCGCUCCCGGAUCACCACUUCAGCGAGGCGGAACCCCCCCCGCAGCCAGACCCCCAGGGCCGGGACCCCCAGGGCCGGGACCGGCCCAGCGAGCACCGCCGGCUCAGCGCCGGCUCGGACGACGCGGCCUACACACAAGCCCUGCUGGUGCACCAGAAGGCCCGUAUGGAGCGUCUGUGGAGGGAGCUGGAGGUGAAGAGGCAGCGGCUGGAGAAGCUGAAGGAGGAGGUGAACGACAUGGAGAACGACCUCACCAGGAGGCGGAACGAGAGGUCCAACUCCGCCUCGCAAACACCCUCCAACGAGGAGAUGAAACAGUUGAGGUGUAAAAACCGGAUCCUGCAGAUUGACAUCGACUGCCUCACCAAAGAGAUCGAUCUCCUGCAAACACGAGGACCACACUUUAACCCCAGUGCCAUCGACAACUUCUAUGACAACAUCGGGUUCCUGGGUCUCGUCCCGCCCAAACCCAAAGGUCCCGCGGCGGUCGAGGGAGGCGUCCGUGGUCCAAAGUCGUCCUCAGAGCAUCAGCAGCAGGAGCAGCAACAGCAGCAACAGCAGCAGCAUCAGCACCAGCAGGAGCAGCAGGAGGAGGAGGAGGAGGAGGAGGAGGAGGGCAGCCACUGGAGCUGCACGGAGUGCACCUUCUUCAACCACCCUUUGCUGAACCGCUGUGAGGAGUGUGACUUCCGCAGACACUUCUAGCCCUGCCCCACGCCCAAUCAGAGAGCCAGUAGACCACCCACAGGAGUGUGUGUGUGUGUGUGUGUCUGUCUGUCUGUCUGUCUGUCUGUCUGUCUGUCUGUCUGUCUGUCUGUCUGUCUGUGUGUGUGUGUGUGUGUGUGUGUGUGUGUGUGUGUGUGUGUGUGUGUGUGUGUGUGUGUGUGUGUGUGUGUGUGUGUGUGUGUGUGUGUGUGUGUGUGUGUGUGUGUGUGUCAGUCGUACCUCGCCCCCCCCCCCUCCUGUUCGCUGGGACACAGGUGCACCAUGGGAUACUCCUACUGCUCCCCUUCAGUAUUAUGAACUUCACACGGCACCCCGCUGUGUACCCUCUGGGGUUCGGUCUACUCUAGACCUGGUCCCGGUCCGGUCUAGGUGGGGUCUAGACCCGGUCCCGGUCCGGUCUGCUCCGUCCGGUCCUCUGGGGGGGGCGCCGGCUCGGCCUACCCCUCGCCGGGCCGUCGCCUUCGCCGCUCACUUCCUGGUUACAGGGUUCUACAUGGUAACGCUCACUUCCUGGUUACGCUCACUUCCUGGUUACGGUGGUGUCCAUGGUUACGGGGGUCUCCAUGGUUACUGCAUGCUUUGUGUACAGUACUGUCCGGAGAGGAGAGGCCCCUCCACCUCCUUCCUGUAAGUAUAGCGUUAUAGACUUCCUCUUCCUGUCUCUUACUCUGACCGCCUCUCUAACGGACGGAACCCUCGUCGUCACGAAGCCACGCCCCCCUGGGCCCGCCCCCGGGUCCAGGGGUGUGGCCUCGGUCUUGUUUACCGAACAUCAAGCCAGCCCCCCUUGCUCACCUCAGUUGACCUCAGUUGACCUCGGUGCGUUGUUGUGACAACUGGAAUAAAGGUUUGAAUCAAUAAAGGUUUGAGUCGCGACGGGACGACAUCGCCACACGGAAUCACUCUGACUUUGGGGGGGAGACGCCCGAUUGGCUAACCCCAUCGGGCGCCAUCGGCCUCCUCCGGACUUUACAAAAUCGCCUUAGACCGUCUGAAUCGGUUUUUCAAAAUAAAAGCGUGGACGUUCGAAUAUUUGAAGUGUUCCUGCGGUCCGGGCGUCGACGUCACCUGACGCUACGGACGCGCCGGGGCCGCCAUCUUUAUCAGGUCGCUUCCUCCUUCCUGUCUGCUUUCUUGGUGACGAUUUCAAACGUUUUCUAAUUGCAAAUCAGUUCCAGAAACUGUGUCAUGAUUAUUUUUGUGAAGUUUUCCCACAUUUUGUGAAAAAAAAAAAAAGCCGUGCAUUAGUGCCUGGGUCUUCGCUCUCACCAAUCAGUGCCUUAAAACAAAACCAACUGAAAUCGUACAAAGUGGGACUCCUGUUUCUAAGCAGGAGUUUGUUUUAUUACGUGGAAAAACAAAUUAUUUGGAUAUCUAAAGUGUUUUUUUUUAUUUUAGCUGGGAAAACUGUCUUUGUAACAGAUAAGUUAUUUGUAAAAAUAAUUAAAAAAAUCUAUUCUGGAAAAGUC